CUCGCACUGCUGUUGCUGUAACCAGCCACGCUAGACGCAAGGCCCACGCACACACCCACCCUGCCCAAAAAUUUGCGUUGUUUCGCUGAACGCCGUUCCCCAAGAAGCUGACGUAACAUCGACGUCUACUCCCUCCAGCCCCGUGCGAAUCCGUGUGUCCGACCGUAGCGUGAUGGUGCCUAACGUCGGAGCGGGCGACACGAGCGAAGAAGUCGUGCAGGAACUCAACAGCACCGAAGCAGCAGCAGCUGCAGUGGAAACGACCGAACGGUUGGGGGUGUCACCGGCUCCUACGCAGGGGCAUGUCCUGAACUGCCAGUUCGGUCGAUGGCAUCCGGUGUUCAAACACUGCACACCGCGUAGCGUGGUACUGGAGCUCCCCGAAGAUGUGGUGCGGUACCUCCAGCAGGAUGGCGUGGUGCUGCCGAAGGGCUUCCAGAUGUCGUGCGGGGAAGGGGUGCGGGAUGACAUCGACGACGAGGUGGACUGGGGAAAUGAAGACGAGGAUGAACAAGAUAGGCCAGACUUCCCGGACCUUCACGCGCUGCUGAGUGACGCGAUUGCUUCUUUGGGGGGAGCGGUGUUUCCCAAGCUCAACUGGAGCUGCCCGAAGGCGACUCAAGACGCGGCGUGGGUAAACGGAGGGAGCCUCAAGUGCAAGCUGCCAGGGGACGUGCUCUGCCUGAUCAAGAGCUCCACCUUCAUCUCGCAUGAUCUCAACCAUGCGUUUGACGCGUGCACGGGCUCGAGCAUAUCUCGACCGGAAACAUUUACGCUGGUCUUGCGGAAGUGGUGCAACCUCCACCCCUCCAUGCUCUUCCGGUGCUUCGUCAGAGAGAGGCGGCUUGUGGGUGUUUGCCAAAGAGACUGCACGAGCUACUACGGGUUUCUAGAGGAAGAGGCGGACCGGCUGUCGACGUUACUGGAGGAAUUUUUCGCGGCGGAAGUGUGCAAGAAGUUCGCAGACCCUGACUGCGUGGCGGACGUGUACGUGGACAACCGCUCUCGAGUGUGGCUCCUGGACAUAAACCCCUAUUCGGGGGUGACGGACUCGCUCCUGUUCGACUGGUCCGAAGAUGCUCUGGCCGCCCCUCUCCCACCACGCCCGCCGAUGCUUAACCAAGGAGAGGAAACCCUCCCGCCGGGGGUCGCCAUGCGGAUACACUUCGACCCCUCACCUACACACGGAGGCCACGCGAGUUCCACGCCUUCUGGAACUGUUUUAGCGCCAGGCAAUGACCCGAGUGGCUCACAGCAAGGGCCGCCUGGGGGGCGGACAAGGGCAACAGGCGUUCUCGCGAGAGCGACGGGGAUUACGCUGGCUGGGGGGGAGGAGGGGAGGGACUUCGAGUUUCGGUGCGUGCCGUCCAGCUUGCACAUGGUGCCGGACCCGAUGGGGCGAUAUAGGGGCCCAGCGGAUGUGGGCAUGGGGACCCUUGCGUGCGGCACUGGGGGCAACGGGGGUCUCGAGCUCGAGGACUUGAUCGAGUCGUGCCGCCUCGCGGAGAAGGAGGAUUGAUGCGCAAAGAGUGUCUGCACAGCCAGCGGGAACGAACGGCGGCAGGCGGGGAGAAUCAUCGUUUGAUUGCCAGCUGGUUUCGGACGCACGACGAUGAACCUUAUGCCGCGUCUUAUGAUAGCACCGAUAACAAGCGGUUCAGCCUGCGAUCAGGAAACGACCCACAGGGCCAUUGAAUCUCGGUCCAAAGCACUUGAGCGUUGUGGAAGGUAAGGGAUCAGAGCAGCUUGUGGUCAGAGGACAAGCGGGGGGCACGAGUCCCUGGAACAUGUGAAGGCGUAUAUUCAGCUGUCUCGAAGGCCUUGCGGUGGGGUGGUUGCUGCUCGUGUCAAACACCAAUGUCAUCACGAAAGGGGGGGAAUUGUAUCUAUCUGGCUUCAAGAUUUCGUCCACCAAUCACGAGACGUUUGAGCGCCAAAUUGGCUGUGCCUCUCCCCUAUUCUUCGACGCUCCAUUUUCGCGCUGUGGAACAAAGGCAACAACGGGAGACGUGCGUGCAUCUCACCGACGGACAGUUGUUCUCACCACUGAUUUGAGAGAUGUUGGACUUCGAACAGCUCAUGUUAGGGUAGCAGAUCGGC
Messenger RNA from Ectocarpus sp. CCAP 1310/34, 2100 nucleotides. Lineage: Eukaryota; Phaeophyceae; Ectocarpales; Ectocarpaceae. The record is from the annotation of a GenBank genome assembly.